AUGUCUCAUCCUGCUGACGUCCUCACUCCGCCCAAGGGUCAGCGCCCUCGACCUGCUGCUGACGCCAUGGCUUCCCCUAGUGCUGCUGGAUUUCCUGCAAUGGAUCAGCAGUCGGGAAGUGUCAAUGCUGAUAAGGAAGUUACUAAGGACAACAUUCCUGCGGUGACUGCCAAGCUCAAAGGUGUUGACAUCUCCAUACCUGGCGGUUCCGGUCUUUCGGUGGCUGAAAAGGCUGCCAUGGCUGAGGAUGGUUGCAUGGAUGAAGACUCUGACGACGAGAUGCUCAUCGACUUGGACAAGGAGGCUGCGUCCCGGUUGCACUCAGUUAUCAUCCUGCUGAUUCCCAUGAUGCUUGAGAAGGAGGUUUCCUCUGUGAUUGAGACUGUCAAGGCACUAAUCAAACGUGGAUGGUACACAGAUUUAUUCGACGGAGCUGCAGCGACAACAAAGUUUCAGGAACUGCUUCCCGCUUACGUCGCCAAGACGCGUUUCUGUCGCCUGCAAGUCUCCUUCGUCAAGGAAUCUGAUGCGCUUUGGGUGCAGAAGAAGGAGGUGGUGUAUCAGCCACUUGCGAAUAUGGGUCAGCUGGUCACGCUUCAUUGGCUGCAUGCUGAGGAUCUGUCUUACGCUCGUGAGAAGGCGAUGAACCCGCUCGCCAUUGAAGUUAUGAUUCCCGCGUCGCUGAAAGCAUCCUCGCUGAUGCUACCCAUCCUCCACGAUCCAGCCAUUGCCUUUGUCUCCACCGGCAGCAGCAGGGAGGACUGGAUCUGCACGCAGACAGGGUGCGGGAAAGCAAAGGGGAAGAGCUUCAUGUCGGAGGCCGAUCAUAUCACUGUUGCCGCUCAUCUGCAGCAGCUGGAGAAGCCUGGGUCAGCCACGAAAGCCUCUCUCGACAGGAUGAAUCUCACCGUCAUUCGCAAGGAUUACGGAGUGUGA
This is a messenger RNA of Closterium sp. NIES-65, 936 nucleotides long. Lineage: Eukaryota; Viridiplantae; Streptophyta; Zygnematophyceae; Desmidiales; Closteriaceae. The record is from the annotation of a GenBank genome assembly.